AUGAGGAUAGAAAAGGUCACUGGCUGUCAGAGCAUGGGUAUUUUCAGUGAACCUGGUAAGAUGUGUGCUGCAUAUAGUACUCAUGUGUCUUCUGUAGUUGACAAAUGUAAACAGUGUGAAAAGUCUUUCACUGAGAAGAAACACCCUGUUGUCCCUCAGAGAAAACACACAGGAGAGAAACCUUAUGAAUGUAACAUGUGUCAAAAGUCUUUCAACCAGAAAUCAAAGCUUACUGUCCACCAGAGAACACACACAAAAGAGAAACCUUUUCAAUGUAACAUUUGUGGAAAAUUUUUCAUAUGCAAGGCAUAUCUUACUAGACACCAGAGAACACACACAGGAGAGAAACCUUAUGAAUGUAACAAGUGUGGAAAAUCUUUCACCGAGAAAUCAAAGCUUACUGUCCACGAGAGAACACAUACUAGAGAGAAACCUUAUGAAUGUAACGUUUGUGGAAAGUCUUUCAUCCAGAAAUCAAAGCUUACUGUUCACCAGAGAACACACACAAAAGAGAAACCUUUUGAAUGUAACAUUUGUGGAAAGUCUUUCUUCUGGAAGGCGUAUCUUACUAGACACCAGAGAACACACUCAGGAGAGAAACCUUAUGAAUGUAACAUGUGUGGAAAGUCUUUCACCUGGAAGACUUACCUUACUGUCCACCAGAGAAAACACAAAAGAGAGAAACCUUAUGAAUGUAACAUUUGUGGAAAGUCUUUCUCCUGGAAGGCAUAUCUUACUCUCCACCAGAGAACACACACAGGAGAGAAACCUUAUGAAUGUAACAUGUGUCGAAAGUCUUUCACCGAGAAAUCACACCUUACUCGCCACCAGAGAACACACACAAAAGAGAAACCUUUUGAAUGUAACAUUUGUGGAAAGUCUUUCUCCUGCAAGGAAUACCUUACUCUGCACCAGAGAACACACACAGGAGAGAAACCUUAUGAAUGUAAGAUGUGUGGAAAAUCUUUCACCAAGAAAUCAAAUCUUAAUCUCCAUCAGAGAACACAUACUAGAGAGAAACCUUUUGAAUGUAACAUUUGUGGAAAGUCUUUCUCCUGCAAGGCAUAUCUUACUCUGCACCAGAGAACACACACAGGAGAGAAACCUUAUGAAUGUAAGAUGUGUGGAAAAUCUUUCACCAAGAAAUCAAAUCUUAAUCUCCAUCAGAGAACACAUACCAGAGAGAAAACUUAUGAAUGCAACUUGUGUCGAAAGUCUUUCACCCAUAAAAGAAACCUUACUGUGCACCAGAAAACACACACAUUAGAGAGACCUUAUGAAUGUAACAUGUGUGGAAAGUCCUUCUCUUGGAAGUCAAGCAUCAAUGUCCAUCAGAUAAUACACACAGGAAAGAAACCUUAUGAAUCAGUGAUGUAUGUUGAUAAUCAGGUGGACCUGCUAAUGAUGUGGUCAAAAAUGAUGUGUCAUGCUAAUGGUCAGUACAUCUGUGUUAUUCUUCUUAAAUAUGAUGGAAAUAUGACUUGGACCACUAUCCAGUGCCUUAUUUGA
Molecule: messenger RNA, 1509 nt
Organism: Dipodomys spectabilis (banner-tailed kangaroo rat)
Lineage: Eukaryota; Metazoa; Chordata; Mammalia; Rodentia; Heteromyidae
Product: zinc finger protein OZF-like
Exons: 2
Coding region: 1-1509 (502 amino acids)
Biological process (GO): regulation of transcription by RNA polymerase II
Cellular component (GO): nucleus
Molecular function (GO): DNA-binding transcription activator activity, RNA polymerase II-specific; RNA polymerase II cis-regulatory region sequence-specific DNA binding
Source: RefSeq, a predicted model, not a curated record